Notothenia coriiceps (black rockcod) is the source of this 879-nucleotide messenger RNA. Its product is annotated as deoxyribonuclease-1-like. Lineage: Eukaryota; Metazoa; Chordata; Actinopteri; Perciformes; Nototheniidae. Bases 1 to 879 code for a protein of 292 amino acids. Gene Ontology annotation, molecular function: deoxyribonuclease I activity; DNA binding. Gene Ontology annotation, cellular component: nucleus. The record is from RefSeq and is a predicted model, not a curated record. Gene Ontology annotation, biological process: DNA catabolic process. The transcript is spliced from 6 exons.
AUGUCUUGUGGGAGAGAGUUCCAGAGACGGGGGGCAGAGUGGCUGAAGGCUCUUGACCCCAUGGUGGUCAGCCGGGCAGAAGUGCUGAAGGACCUGGUUCUGAUCCCGGUUCACACCAAACCUGAUGACUCUCUGAAGGAACUGGACGAGCUGCACGACGUGGUCGACUCCAUCAGGGAGAAGUGGGGAACUGAUAACAUUAUGAUUCUGGGAGAUUUUAAUGCCGAUGGACGUUAUCUCUCCAAGAAGAAGAAGGACACGAUCCGUAUCUCCUCCGCUCCUUAUCAUUGGCUGAUAGACGAUGAUAUUGACACCACGAGUAGCAACAAUAAUGACCACACCUACGACAGGAUCGUGGUGUUCGGGGAGAGCAUGCUAAAAGCCAUUGUAACCGGAUCAGCCAAACCCUUCAACUUCCAGAGAGAGUUCCACCUGACGGACGAAGAAACUCUGAGUGUCAGUGAUCACUACCCUGUGGAGGUGGAGCUGAAGCAGAAAGCAGCGAGAAAAAGAAAAAGAAAGGCACCACCCGCCAAAGGACAAACUCACAAGAAAGGACCACAGAAGAAGAAGGCAAAGCUGCUGGAACCACCGAAGAAGAAGGCAAAGCUGGUGGCACCACAGAAGAAGAAGGCAGAGCUGGUAGCACCACAGAAGAAGAAGGCAGAGCUGGUAGCACCACAGAAGAAGAAGGCAGAUCCGGUAGCACCACAGAAGAAGAAGGCAGAUCCGGUAGCACCACAGAAGAAGAAGAAGAAAAAGAAGGCAGAUCCGGUAGCACCACGGAAGAAGAAGAAGAAGGCAGAUCCGGUAGCACCACAGAAGAAGAAGAAGAAGAAGAAGAAGAAGGCAGAUCCGGUAGCACCACAGAAGAAGUAG